This is a messenger RNA of Octodon degus (degu), 939 nucleotides long. RefSeq names its product olfactory receptor 9G4-like. NCBI's taxonomy places the organism in Eukaryota, Metazoa, Chordata, Mammalia, Rodentia, Octodontidae. Bases 1 to 939 code for a protein of 312 amino acids. Gene Ontology annotation, cellular component: membrane. The transcript has a single exon. Gene Ontology annotation, biological process: sensory perception of smell; G protein-coupled receptor signaling pathway. The record is from RefSeq and is a predicted model, not a curated record. Gene Ontology annotation, molecular function: olfactory receptor activity; odorant binding; G protein-coupled receptor activity.
AUGGAAGUGGGAAAUCGCACUGUCCUGACUGAGUUCAUCUUGGUGGGCCUCUCAGCCAACCCCCGCUGGCAGCUAAUCAUAUUUGGAGUGUUUCUGAUGCUCUAUUUGGCAACCAUGUCAGGGAACCUGGCCCUGGUAAUCUUAAUCUGGAUUGACUCCCGGUUGCACACACCUAUGUACAUCUUCAUCAGCAGCCUGUCACUUCUGGAUUUCUGGUACACCUCCGUGUACACACCCAAGCUUCUGGCCAAUUGCAUUUCAGAAGAUAAGCGCAUUUCCCUGGCUGGCUGUGGGGCCCAGUUCUUCUUCUCCUGCGUGGCUGCCUACACCGAGUGCUACCUGCUGGCAGCCAUGGCUUACGACCGCCACGUGGCAAUUUGCAGCCCACUGCUGUACUCAGCUACCAUGUCUUCAUCUCUCUGCACUGGGCUUGUUGCUGGAUCCUAUGUAGGAGGGUUUCUGAAUGCCAUAGCCCACACUGCCAACACUUUCCGGCUGAGUUUCUGUGGUAAAAACGUCAUUGACCACUUUCUAUGUGAUGUGUUGCCAUUGGUAAAAAUGUCCUGUACAGACACCCGAGUUUAUGUGAAAAUUGUGUCUAGUCUGGUGGGGUUCACUGUCCUCUCCUGCCUGCUUGUCAUCCUCCUUUCCUAUUUCAGCAUCCUCCUGGCCAUCCUGAGGAUUCGCUCUGCCUCAGGGAGGCGCAAGGCUUUCUCCACCUGCGCUUCUCACAUGGUCUCCGUCAUGCUCUUCUACGGAUCUUUGCUCUUUGUGUACUCGAGGCCCAGCUCCAGCUACUCCCUGGAGAGGGACAAAGUGGCUGCCCUGUUCUAUACCAUCAUCAACCCGCUGCUCAACCCUCUCAUCUACAGCCUGAGAAACAAGGAUGUCAAGGAAGCCUUCAGGAAAGCCAUGCAGACUGUACGACCACAACCGUGA